This is a messenger RNA of Hermetia illucens (black soldier fly), 2383 nucleotides long. RefSeq lists its product as uncharacterized. The transcript is spliced from 6 exons. Bases 545 to 1741 code for a protein of 398 amino acids. Lineage: Eukaryota; Metazoa; Arthropoda; Insecta; Diptera; Stratiomyidae. The record is from RefSeq and is a predicted model, not a curated record.
CUUACCUGGAUGACUUGAAUCUUGAAUCGCCGUGCACAUCCGAUCGCAAUCUACGGAACGUUGCUGUUUAAUCCAGAAUCCAACCUGCUUUUAGUCUUGAGAAAACCGCCGAUUGGAGUAGUUGUUGUUCAAGGUAUUGCCGUGAGCUCGCUCAAAACAGUUGCUGCUUUCGUCACCAUCGCGAGUUACGUAAAACUUUAGUUUGCUGUGUUUCAGCUCGAUUCAGGGCUUGCAUAGAUAGUCGUGUGAUUACCGGAAUAUGGACGCAAUGCACCCCUAUUCGAUCUAGGAGAAUUCUUGGAAGGUUUUUCCCCGUGUUGAGUUUCCGGUUCGUCCCCCGCGCGUUAUCAGUUCCUCUGCUGUGCUUAUCUAUGUAAAUUUUCGCGAUCGGAUCAUUCCCACCGAAUCUUAAGGAAUUCUGCUUCCACGUCUAUGGACUCUGAGUUUGAGUUCGCGAAAAUAAAUAAAUUAAGUUGUAAUUAAUUACCAGUGAAACCUUGCAAAAUUCUACUUGGAAUUUGUUGAAGAUACACAACUCCUCAAAAUGUUAAUGCCAUCGACAAUUCACCUUUGUAUUUUUGGAAUACUGAUUGGAUUUACACAAGCUAAAGAAUCACACAAAGUUCAUUGCACAGAAGAUGUCAUGAGAGUGGAAAUUGCCAUCCCUAUGGGAAAAGCAAGCGAAACAGAAAUCUAUCUGGAAGGACUGAAAGGAUAUCCAGAUGUAAGAUGUCAACCGAAAGUGAAUGAAACAUGGGCAGAAUUCACACUUUCGCUGGAAGAUUUUUACACUUGCGGGAUAACGAGAAUGGUUAAUAAAUUGACGGGUAAAAAAGUAUAUUACCACAAAAUCAUCAUCGAAGAGGAAGAGGGCAAAGAAAUCGUUAGUGUGAAAUGUAUUACAACUGGACCAGUCUACAAUGUACUGAAUAGAACGCACACAGUAUCCAAACGAGAUGUUUUACCAGCUGGUUUCCAGGAAGCUGAGGACCUAGACAUUACAAUGUCUUAUACAAAAAAUGCUCCUGAACCAAUCAUCGAUGUGGGUGUCCGUCAAGGUGGGCAACGUGUAACUGGUGAAUUGAACGUAAGUCCAGGUACACCUCUUGUGAUGGAAAUUUUUUUGGACAAAACUUCUGCUCCUGUUUACGGAUUGGGUGUAACAUACAUGGAAGUUACCGAUACCAAGAACCAAGAAGAAACCAUCAUUUUCAACGGAUGUUCGAUCGAUCCCUACCUAUUCGAAAACUUCAACACAGUCGAUGGAGAUUUCUUAAGUGCUAAGUUCAGAGCGUUCAAAUUCCCUGAAUCGACUUACGUGCAAUUCCGGGCUACAGUUAAUGUAUGUUUGGACAAAUGCCAAGGAACAUCCUGCAGCAAUGGACAAAUUGGUUAUGGUAGAAGACGUCGUGAGAUCCGACCAAAUGCAGAUCCUAAUAAGGUUUAUGAGUUCGCUGUUGGCACCUUCAUCAAAGUCAGCGAUAUUGAAGGAAUCAAGAAAGGCGAAAUCCUGGAACUGGAAGAAAAACUGCGCCAAUUGCAAUUAGUCAAUCAAAAGUUAGCCCGGAAUAGCAGGGGAAGCGCCUCUGAGCACGAUAUGCCAAUGUAUCCAAAAGACUCCGCAACAGUUGUGGAAGAAGAAACGCUCCUGAAAAUCGCCGCCACCAGCCGCUCCUCAAGUUUCACAUCCUACAGUCCGAUUCUUCUCGUUAUCGGAGCGCUUGUAAAACUAUUGCUGUAAAUAUUGACCUCGUAACAAGCUUUAAAAUUGUAGCAACAAAUAUUCUUGAACUAAUCCUCAUGGAGUGAAAACUGCCGCCCAGUCCCUUCUACAUAGUACUAUACUUCGUAACUGCCUAAAACAUAGUAUAUUCUCGAAUAUUAACCAAAAUACUCAGAGUGUUAAUCUGUUGGAGCAAACGGCAACGUAUAACUGGAACUUCCAACUAGUCCAUGUUAAGUUUGUCUAAUUUUUCAGUUAACAAUAUCCUGGCCUCCUCUACUUUGCUACAAAAGUAUCUUUUGAUUUAACUUAAAAACUUUAAAUACUCACUUCGACUCUCAAGUUGGUUAAGUUAAACAUGCUCAAGUGUGAUCGUCUGUUAGGAAAACUUGUAUAUUUCUUUUUGGUAUCAAUACUGAAAUUAUUUUGUCUCUGUUAGCAAAAUUUAAACGGGACGACAAAACUAUUUCGACGUUAUAAUGUAGUAAGUUAUGUGUCGACGCUUGCAUUAAACAACGAAGAAAAAAGAUAAAUUUCUAAAUAGAUUUCUCAUGAUACUUCUCCAUUAACUCUUUGCUUUGUAAGUAACGUUAGAUAAUGACUAGUCUUCUAAGUUUAACUUGUAAGAUAUACAAAAUUACUAAAAAUAAAAAUGUCCAU